Molecule: messenger RNA, 5423 nt
Organism: Falco peregrinus (peregrine falcon)
Lineage: Eukaryota; Metazoa; Chordata; Aves; Falconiformes; Falconidae
Product: KIAA1755 ortholog
Source: RefSeq, a predicted model, not a curated record
ACGGCAGUGGACAUGACUGCAGCCCGAGCAUGGAGCAAAGGGUCCGAGAGCGCCGGGUGCGGGGGAGGAAGAGCUGUGCCAAGCAGCAGUUUGCAUUAGGAUAGACCCAAUCUGUGGCUUUGGCUUUUAUGCUAAUUGUUUUUGUAUGACUUCUGGUUGCUAAAUCACACAAUUCUGCCUUCAGUUAGGUACUUUACAUCCCUGAAACAGCCCAAAGACCCAUCAGAGACACUUUUUUUCUGCUGUGCUUUUAGGCCGAUUCAGAAAGAAGAGCCCUGAGCUGCGCAAAGUGCUCUGUUUUCAGUACAGACCCGUGCGGAUGGUUUGUAUCAACGCUGGCCUGCGUUUAUUUAAAAAGGGGGAAGCUGCCACAAAUACUGCAUGCCUGCAUGCAUGCACAUACAUGCAGACUGGAUGCCUGCACAUGUACAUGCACACAUACAUGUACAUGCAGCUCUGUACUUCUCCCGGUGCUGUGAAGGAUCCCGCAGCACCGAGCAGUACUGGCCCGGAGCUGCCCGGGGGGGCGGCGGGGGCCGGGGCAGGACCCUCCGGGGGCAGCCACCCCCCGUGGGGCUUUUUUUCUUCCGGGGGUCUCGCACCUCCCCCAGCCCACCCGGAGGGCAGGAGCCGGCACCGCCUCCAGUGCUGCCCGCCCGCCCGCCGCCGCCUGGGGGCAUCGGCCGGGGGGGCACAGGGGGGUCCCCGGGAGGAGCCACCACCGCGUGGGGGGCCGGGAGGGGGUCCCCGGGAGGAGCCAUCGCCCCGGGGACACCCGGUGGCGCGGCCCUCCGGCCCGGCCGCGUUCCCAGCCCCGGGAGCGGAGCCGGGCGCUCCCCGAGCCGCCCCCGCCAGCCCCCUCCCCCGGCCCGCCCCGCGCGCUCGCUCCUUCUUCGCCUUUUCUUUCUUUUCCCUUCUUUCUUUUUUUUGGGGGGGGAUUUUUUGUUUUUGUUUUUUCCCCCAGAAGAGGCGCUGCGGGCGGAGGGAGCCGGGCCGGGGCCGAGGGGGCCGGGGCUGCCCGCCCCCAGCCCGGGGAGGCGGCGGCCGGGAAGAGCCGCCCGCGGAGCCGGAGCCGGAGCGCCGGGCGGUGGGACAGCGCUCGGCCCCGGGGCGAGAGGGAAGGGCGAGCUGUGCCGCGGGCCCCCGGCCCCCCUGCCACUUCCCAGUAAACAUGGACGAUGGCUCGCUGGACACGGCUGUGCAGAGUGCCCUCCAGGCCCUCUACCCGCCCUUCGAAGCCACGGCCCCCACGGUCCUGGGCCAGGUGUUUCGGCUGCUGGAGACCAGCUACCGGGGAGACGGGCUCUGCUGUCUGCUCCAGUUCCUCAUCCCAGCCAAGCGCCUCUUCGAGCACGUGCGGCAGGCAGCCUGCGCUCCCUACUUUAACUGCAUCUUUCUCCAUGAAGGCUGGCCCUUGUGUCUUCAUGAGAAAGUGGUCGUCCACCUUGCACCACUCAACCCCCUUCUGCUGCGCCCUGGGGACUUCUACCUGCAAGCGGAGCCCUGCGAGGAGCACUCAGCACGCAUCACCGUCAAGCACCUCUCCCAGGACCUGCACACAGUGGAGGAGACACCGGUGCCUGAGGCUGCCUAUGCGCUGCUCUUCACCAACGAGUGGCUGGAGGAGAUCAACAGCAACCAGGCCAGAGCCCCCCUGCACACCUGCCUGGUGGCCACUGAGAACGGCAUCACCCCGCUGCCAUGGAGUAAGAUUGCCACGCCGGAAUUCAUCGACAAGCCAAAGGCUGGGGCUGAUGGCACGCCUGCAAGCACCCAGCAUGGCCCCACUCCUGAAACUGCAGCCGAGCCGGCAGCACCCAGCGUGCUUGUGCCCCAUGGCACAACAGACAUCCCGGAGCCCUAUGGCAAUGUUGUCGGCACCGUUCCGGGCUGCAAGGUCACCUCUUGGAAGUCAGGCCAGGGAAGAUACCCGGGACUGAUCAAGGUGGACCAGGCUGGGCUGCGGAAGAAGCCAGCCACGCUGGCUGUGCCCAGCCUCUGCGAGAUUGUCAGCCAGAACUUGGAAGGGGAGUACGUGGACCUGCUGGAGCUCUCCCAGGAGCAGCUGGACCGCCUGGCCAGGUCCCUGCCACCCGCCUGCCCAGAGGGGCAGAUGGGGACCAGGGCCAAGGUGACGCUCCCCUGGGCAAAUGGGGGGCUGGGGGCAGAUACUUGGCACUGCGGGGAGGUGCUGAGCUCGGAGGAGGGUCCCUGCACCCCGUGCAUGGGGACGAAGCUGAACCGGGAGCCGGGGCCACAUGGCCCACGGUGCCGUCAGCGCGAUUCCUACCUUGCCGCGCUGCAGAACCCAGUGAGCUUUGGCCCCAGGCUGAUGGCAGCCAUCCUGGAGGAGCCGGAUGGCCACAGCCCCCAGCCUCCCCGCCCCACGCCCCGUAAGACCCCUGCACAGCACGGGAGGGGGGCUGGCAGCCCCACACUCCUCACCCGCCGUCCCCGCCGAGAGAGUCCUGGGAUGCAGGCGGAGGCACUGGUGCAGCAGGGCAGCUCCCGACUUCCCCCAGGAUCCAGCCACAAGUUCUCCUUCUUGAAGGGCCCAUGGCUCGGGAUGGCCCCCGGGGACGAAAGAGCCACCAACCAGCACGAAGGGGCCUGGAAGAAGAUGUCUGCCAUCUACUCGCCCAGGAUGGGCAGAGCCAAACCAGCUGGGAAAGGUACAGAUGUGGCAGCCGCUGCCCCCACAGAGGAACGGUCCCUGGAAGGUACCAGCUGCAAGAACAGUCCCUCUGUGUCUGGCGCUGGCACCCCUGGCCGGGAGCCGCCGGCCUGGCAGGACCUGCACGCCGGGCUGCUGUGCUCGGGCAUCGUGUGCCUGCCAGGGAGCUCGGACAGGCUGGGCAGGGCCCUCCUCCAGGUGACCACCAGCGGCAACGCCUGGGGGGCCACAUGGUGCUCAGCUGCCGAGCUGGCAAGGCUCAUCCUCUACCUCUGCUCCCUCCCCAGGCAAGAAGCAAAGGAUGGCGGGCUCACUGUCGUCGUGGAUGCCAGGAAGCAGCCUCCUGCUCCCGUCCUCUUCUCAGCUCUCCGCUCUGUCCAGAGCGUCUCACCAGGCUGCAUCCACACCAUGCUGCUGCUAGCCGAGAAGGAGCUGGUCACCCACCGUGAGAAGCUGCCUGGGGUUCAGGUGGAGACCCUGACAUCGUUGAAGGCUCUGGGCCGCUAUGUUGACAGCUCCCAGCUGACACAGGAGCUGGACGGUGCCUUCCCCUACUGCCACGGCGAGUGGGUUCAAUUCUUCCAGAAACUGCAUCCCUUCACAGCCAGCCUCAGGCAGGCAUCAGAGCUGCUGCAGAACUGCAUCCAGGAGCUGCGAAGCGCCGAUGCACUGGCAGGGAUGCAGGAUGCAGCUGUGUGCAUCGGGAAGCACCAGGAGCUGAUGCAGAGGGUGCUGAGCGACCCGCAGCUGGUGCAUGUGCAGCGCGAGGGGGGGGCCGUGCUGGCCAGGCUGCGCAGGGAGGCGGCCCGGCUCGGCACCUCUGCUGAUGUCAGGUAGGAGGGGGCAGCUUUGCUGGUAGAGGGCAUGGAGUCAGCUGAGGGGCUGUACAGCCAGCUGGAGGAAUUGCUUCACGACCUGGUGUCCCAGUCCAACAGCUGCCUGGAGCACCUGGAGUUCCUCCGAAAGGUCCAGGAGCUCAAGACUGAGUUCGGCAAACUGGGGUGCUGGCUGGACGGGGAGGCGGCGGCACAGCUGUGGGAGAUGGGCACCGAGGAGUGGAGCUCCGACAGCUUCCAGGGCUCUGACAAGCAGUUUAAUGAGUUCCUCGUCCAGGCAACAGCUCAGUACCAGCAUGGCCUGGCCCUGUGUCAGGAGGCGGCUGAGGUCCAAGAUGCAGCUUUCCCCGAGGCAGACCCCUUCCAGGUGGCUGCAGCCCUUUUCCGGACAAAGCUGGUGAGCUUCUACAGGCAGGUGGAGCGGCGGCAGACUGAGCGGGAACUGCUGCAGGAGCUUGACCGGUUCUCCAGCAAGAUCACAGGGCUGAAGCUGGACUGCAGGCAGUGCUCAGCCCGGGGGAAGUGUGGGGAGGGCCAGGCGCUGCAGUGCCUGCAGACCUCCUUCCAGAAGCUGUCAGUGGAGUUCGCCCUGGAGAAGCUGCAGGACAUGAAGGCUCAGGUGCGCAUGAUGCAGAGCAGCCGAGGGCUGGCAGCCUGGACGGAGGCUCGGCACAGGUACCAGGAGACCCGGCAGAUCCUGGAGGAGAUGCUGGCAGAGCUGCAGGAGGCCUGGGGAGCGCAAGCCGACAGGCAGGGAGACUCCUUCAUCCCUCCCAGCUCAGGGUCUGCAGCUCCUUUCAAGGAAGCCCCAGUCUGCAAAGCAGCCACCAGCCCCAAGCCAGUGGUGUCAGGGGGCCAGGGGCCAGUGGAGCAGCCAGAGCCCAGUGCCGGGGCGCCAGGGCAGCCCUGGGCCAGCAGCGUUCCUGAGCCUGCACAGCCCCGCUGCCAGCAGGGGCCAGAGGGUGACCGUGCCUUUCACCACCACGAGUCUGCUAACUCCUCCCUCCCAAAACCUGAGAGCAGAGCCUGCUUGGGAGCUGCAGGACACCUUGCCCAGGAGCGCAGCCAUCCACUUCAGAGGAAUCCCUCAACCCUGCCUCCACGAGUGCGUUUUCCAGGUGCUGACCCAUUGUAUCCCACCACUGUGCCCCAGGGGACUGUCUCAGCCUCUAGCACACACCAUCCACCUGCAGAUAAGCAGGCAGAAGCCACCCAGUACUUCCAGGUUUCCAGCCAGAGCAGUUUCUCCUCAGAAGACUCAGACUCACAGAACUCCACUGAAGAAGUCCCAGCAGCACGCCUGGCUUUGCCCCGGGACCUCCAGAGUCCCAGACCACCUUACCCCUCUGAAAAGCCCCCCCCGAUUGUUUACCUGGAGAACCACCACACCGAGAGUCCCGCUAAAGCAAAUGCCAAGUAAAACCAGUCCUUUCCAGCUGGGGCUGUUUCUGUCCAGUUGUGGAAGUCUAGGUCACUGACUGGAUGGAAUGUCCCAUGCUCGGAGGUGGGACACUGGGACCUGUUGCCUAACCCUCGGUCCCAGAAUCCUUCAGUUCCCUGUACUUAGCACUUGCCCUGCUGUGGAAUGGCAGUAACCCCAUCACCAGCCUCAUGAGGUUCAUUAAUAAUCUACUAGGUGUGUAGCAAUCCUUGUAUAAAGUGCAUUUAUCCCUACAAGCGCCAGGUUUAUCUCAGAACAUCAGUGAGGGUUGCCUGCCGUCAGCAGCCAUGCUUGGAGUGUCCCAGGGCAGCACAAACCUGUGAUGAGGUGUUUCUGCCUGCUGGCCCCACCACGUUCCCUGCUCUGCUGAGUGGUUCUACUGACCAAGCGACAGCGACAGGAAUUUUGUUCAUGUGCGCUCAUUAACAUGGGACUAACAUUAUUAAUGUUAAUAAACGUGAAGAGAAGCUCC